AUGGGUUCGGCUGUACAAGAACUUGGAACAUUAAAUUCAUUUUAUCUACUUAAUACAAAUAUAAAAAUUCAAGAAUAUAAUAUACAAGACGAAUACAGUGGUGCUCAAAAGGCAGCAUUACAAAAAAUUAUUAAACAUGAAUUUGCUGAAUGGGCAUGUGGUGUUGAUUUAGCAUUAGGGACCUAUUUACCAUUAGAUGUCGUUGGUCCCGAACGUACAUAUCAACUUAAAGAAGAAAAGAAAUAUCGAUCAAUAUUAACAGAAUAUGCCAUUAAUGAUGUUUUCGUAGUUACCAAAUUAUCUUAUAAAUUAAAUUUAAUACAAUUUUUAUCAACAAAUGAUUAUGAAGAUGUUUCCGACCAUGAAGACAAUAUUAAUUUACAACAAGAAGUAUCAAUUAAUAUACCAUCAACAUAUGAAUAA
This is a messenger RNA of Rotaria sordida, 423 nucleotides long. Lineage: Eukaryota; Metazoa; Rotifera; Eurotatoria; Philodinida; Philodinidae. The record is from the annotation of a GenBank genome assembly.